Olea europaea var. sylvestris is the source of this 1331-nucleotide messenger RNA. RefSeq names its product transcription factor BHLH089-like. Gene Ontology annotation, cellular component: nucleus. Lineage: Eukaryota; Viridiplantae; Streptophyta; Magnoliopsida; Lamiales; Oleaceae. The record is from RefSeq and is a predicted model, not a curated record. Gene Ontology annotation, biological process: regulation of DNA-templated transcription. The transcript has 6 exons. The coding region runs from base 226 to 1086 and encodes 286 amino acids. Gene Ontology annotation, molecular function: DNA-binding transcription factor activity; protein dimerization activity.
UUUCGUACCCCAGCCCAACGCAUCUUCUUCCUCUACCUCACGUAACAAAGUGUCUCUAUCUACCAGCAGUAAUCACUGUACUACUGCAUACUCUUUCUUUAUGUUGAUAUCUUCUCUGCAUUUACACACACCCAUUAUACAUUUACAGACAACCAUAUGAAAAGUUAUGUUAUACAGUAAGUGUAUAUAUAAGUAACUAGUUAAAUUUUUUAUUUUUUUUGUUAAAUGGAUCCUCCAUUGACAAAUGAAGCUUCAUUUAUAGUUGGGUCCAAUCCAGCUUCGUAUAGUUUGGUGGAGUUAUUAUCCUUUCCGAGGGGUAGUGGAGGAGGAUUGGGGCUGAGAAUGCCGAAUUUGAGUGGUACUGGAGACGGUUUUGGAGUAGGAGAUGCUUCGGUGGAGGAAUCCACCGUGACAGAUCAGAGCGGUAGUCACGGAAGAAAUGGUGGCGGUGGUGGUGGGAAGAAGAGAAUGGAUGUUGGAACUUUUCAUGAAGACGAGUCCUCUAAGCUUGUUUCCACUAGCCGUUCUAAUAGUGAUUUGAAUGAGCUGAAUGGUAAACGAAUGAAACCAUCAGGAUCCAGAGAUGAAAAUGGUGGCUCAAAGCGGAAAGCAGAAGCGAAUUCAAGGACUGGUAACAAGGGAGCCGAAGAGAAGUGUCAACCCGAACCGCCCAAAGACUACAUCCAUGUUAGAGCGAGAAGGGGCCAAGCCACUGAUAGCCACAGUCUAGCUGAGAGAGCUCGGAGAGAGAAGAUCAGCGAGAGGAUGAAAAUUCUGCAAGACUUGGUUCCUGGAUGCAAUAAGGUUAGUGGAAAAGCUCUGGUUCUUGACGAAAUAAUUAAUUACAUCCAGUCACUUCAGCGUCAAGUUGAGUUUUUGUCGAUGAAGCUUGAAGCAGUUAAUACAAGGUUGAACCCUACGAUCGAAGGUUUUCCUUCCAAAGAACUAGCAACACCAACUUUCGAUGUCACUGGAAUGAUUUUUGGCUUACAAGCACCAAGAGAAUAUGCUCAAGGACCACAAGUUGAAUGGCUCGAUAUGCAGGUAGGAAAUGGCUUUGAACGACCAACAAGACCCAUAUCUUAGCAGCUCGGAAAUAGAUCAACAUAUUAAAACCUCGAUUUAUUGUCGUUAUUCAGAAGGAAACUUACAUCUCCUGCAUUGUCAUCAGAGAAUUGUUGCUUGUGUACAAGAGAAUUCUUGAAUUUGUAAUCAGUCUGUAUUUAUCUGUGGAGAUGAAUUGUGACCAAACAUAAUUUACUGUACUGUGUAAUGGUGACCUAAAACAGCUCUCUUAAGUGAAUGUAUUACUUAUUGUUAUGUUCUUUCAA